Molecule: messenger RNA, 1920 nt
Organism: Brenthis ino (lesser marbled fritillary)
Lineage: Eukaryota; Metazoa; Arthropoda; Insecta; Lepidoptera; Nymphalidae
Source: the annotation of a GenBank genome assembly
AUGGUCGGCAAAGGUGACGUCAAGAGCAGUCGCAUCUUCCACCAAUGUUAUUUGAAAUGUUGCAAAUUACAAAACUUAACGCCGUUAAACAAUGUGAUACCUUCUGGUAAUGGUAAAGUCGUAGAUUUUUGCGUGGACAGGAUUAAGUAUACGGACUGGCCUCCCAUACUGAAUGCCUUAAGCUGCGAUUUAAGUUUGCAUUCUGUUUCUAUAAAAUGUCGCCAACAAGUAAAAACGGUUCUUGAACAUAUUGACUGUGAGCGUCUCGCUAAAACCGUGAACAAGCGGGCAGUUAUUUUGACAAAUUUUAUGCUGAGUAACUUAGUGGAAGCGAUAUCACAACUACUCUCCAAUACCACGUUGCUAACGUCGUUGCUUCUUGAAGGAUUACCACUAAAGAUACCCUAUUUGAAUCCUAUAUGUGAGGCAUUAUUAACAAACAGUUCACUCCAACAUCUAUAUUUACCUCGAUCUUUGAUCGGAGAUGCAGGUUGUCUGGCAAUUUGUAAAGCUGUUCGAUGCCUACCAAAUAUUCUGACUAUGGACCUAAGUGGCUGUGAACUAACACCACUAGGAGCUGGCUAUAUAGCAGAUUUAAUAAAGUAUCAAAAGAUACACCGGUAUAGUGAAAAUUGGGUGCACACACUCCGAUACCGUUUGCCCGAUUUGGACACUAUGGCGGGAUUGAGGAGGAUCACUUUAUGUGGCAAUCCACAAUUAGGUGAUUUAGGUGUAAGGAAGCUGCUUCAUGAGUUGGCUGACGAUUUAUGGAUUAAAGCGCUUGAUAUUCAAAACUGUGGGUUGACUGAGGACUGCGCCUCGGAAGUGCUUCGUAUGAUGCAAUCGAACACAACCCUAGUUAUUUUGGACAUGAGACAUAACCCUCUAGUAUCAAACGAUGCUCUAUCGAAAAUACGAUCUGCUGUAAGGGAAAAUGAGAGGGGUAUUGGUGGACAGUAUUCAUGGUUGGGUAAUGGCAGUGGAUACUCCAGUGAUGGCAGAUCAGUAAAAUAUGUUCCUUCCAAGAAUGUAGUGGUAAAAGAAAGAGUCGCUUCGAACGUCAGGAAUGCACCUAAUAAGUACAAUGCCAAAACGAAUGGAAUCAAAAAGGAAAAAGAUUACGCCGAAGUAUUAGAAGAACAGCUACAAGAGGAGACGUCUCACCGGCGGCAGUUAGAGGAGCUCAAUGAACGACUCGUGCAGCAGAUGAGGUCUCUCAAGCAACAACAGAUACAGAUGUGGCAGAACAAUGCCAAUUCCUCGGGUUCAGAACAAUCGCUCCAAGUGAGCUCUCGUUCGGGCGACGUGUCCAGUAGUUCCGGCUCGACCAGCUCGGUGCCGAUAGACCAGAACACUCUGUCGUAUAUACAACAAGCAUUCAAAGAUAUAUACGCUUUCAUUAAAAACAACCAGUGUCAUGGCGAAUGCUUAACGGGACGAUCAAAACCAAUAGAAAAACAAGUAGAUGAACCAAUGGAAGAACCAGAUGUAGAAGAGGUAGAUAAAAAUGAACUCCGAGUGAAUAUCGUUGCGAAGAAAGCGCAAAGUACCCACAUUAAACUGCUAGAGAAUGUUAAAAUCAAAAAAAUGACUAAAUCAGCACAUUUGCUGGGCGAUAAACAACAAAAGACUAAAGAGAACAACGAAAAGAAUAAUAUGAAACCCGAGAUGUUUGAAAGGCAAAUGGGAGAUUCGAGAAAUGCUCAUGGUGACGAACAGAGCAUUCUAGAAGAUAUUAUAACAGCCCAGAAGGAAAACAAAAAAGCUAUACGAGAACACAACAGCCCUUGCAGUAGUGUUGUGAGCGAUUCGUCCGACACUCUCGUUUAUUCUCCGAAAUCGCCUCGCGUCUUCGUCGAGAGUGUGCACGCACGAAUUAACCCACGAGAUGCGUUAUAUUCUUCUUCUGAUGAAGAUUCC